Carlito syrichta (Philippine tarsier) is the source of this 861-nucleotide messenger RNA. RefSeq names its product cyclin B3 (gene CCNB3). The transcript has 7 exons. Lineage: Eukaryota; Metazoa; Chordata; Mammalia; Primates; Tarsiidae. The record is from RefSeq and is a predicted model, not a curated record. Gene Ontology annotation, biological process: mitotic cell cycle phase transition; regulation of cyclin-dependent protein serine/threonine kinase activity. The coding region runs from base 1 to 861 and encodes 286 amino acids. Gene Ontology annotation, molecular function: cyclin-dependent protein serine/threonine kinase regulator activity. Gene Ontology annotation, cellular component: centrosome; cyclin-dependent protein kinase holoenzyme complex; cytoplasm.
AUGCCACUGCCACUACCACCCCAAAGCUCCAAACCUGAGCCUAGGAAAUCUCAGUCCAGCAAAAUUGUGUCCAGUGAUUAUGAUUAUGAUCAAACUGAAAAGAUGGGGGAGAAUGACCAAGCAAAGAUAUCUCCAUCUUCACCUAAGGGAAUGCUAAAAAAGAGAUCAGCUUUUGAAGAUCUCACCAAUAUGUCCUUUGAGAUGAACCACGAGACCCUGUACUUGGCAGUAAAGCUGGUGGAUCACUACCUAAUGGAGGUAGUAUGUAAGAAGGAUAAGUUACAGCUCCUUGGUUCCACUGCCUUUAUGAUUGCAGCAAAAUUUGAGGAGCCCUGUCCACCUUGUUUAGAUGACUUCCUGUACAUCUGUGAUGAUAUUUAUCGGCGAGAUGAGAUGCUUGCCAUGGAAAUCAACAUCCUACAGACCCUCAAAUUUGAUAUCAACAUUCCCAUCGCCUAUCAUUUUUUGCGCAGAUAUGCUAGGUGUGUCCAUGCCAACAUGAAGACACUGACCUUGUCCCGCUUCAUCUGUGAGAUGACCCUGCAGGAAUACGACUAUAUCCAGGAGAGGGCUUCCAAGCUUGCUGCUGGUUCCUUCCUCCUCACCCUCUACAUGAAGGGGCUUGGACACUGGGCUCCUACCCUGGAAUAUUACAGUGGCUACAAGACCUCUGAGCUUCACCCAUUGGUCAGGCGUCUGAAUGUGCUGCUGACUUUCAAGUCUUGUGAUAGGCUCAAGACGGUAUAUUCCAAGUAUUCUCACCAGGCUUUCUUUGAAGUCACCAAAAUCCCCCCCUUGGGCAUGUUGAAGCUGGAGAAGAUUAUGAAGUCUGAUCAUGAGGCUAAGGGCCUGGCAUUGUAG